UACGCUUGUCAAUGUAAUUCCUACUUACUAACUAGAAAACACCACUCCGAUAUGCCACCAAAUCGAAAUAUACCUAUCAAAUUUACUAAAAUUUUCAUCAAUAAUAAAUGGGAAAAUUCUGCAAGUGGAAAAGUAUUCCCGACAAUCGAUCCUAGUACAGGUGAAAAAAUUUGUGAUGUUCAAGAAGGUGAUAAAAUUGAUAUUGAUAAGGCUGUACAAGCAGCUAAACAAGCUUUCAAAUUGGGAUCGGUAUGGAGAACUAUGGAUGCUUCAGCCAGGGGCAAGUUAUUAUACAAAUUGGCACAACUUAUAGAAAGAGAUAGAGACUAUUUAACGAAUUUAGAAAGUCUCGAUAAUGGGAAAACCUAUGCAACUGCACAAUGGGAUCUCGCAAUGACAAUUGACACAAUUUACUAUUAUGCAGGAUGCGCCGAUAAAAUUCAUGGAAAAACAAUUCCAGCGGAUGGCAAUGUCUUCAGCUUUACUAGAUUGGAACCUGUUGGUGUCUGCGGUCUAAUUCUCCCAUGGAAUGUUCCACUGAUCAUGUUAGCUAACAAAUUAGGUCCAUCGUUAGCUGUUGGAAAUACUGUUGUGGUUAAACCUGCUGAACAAACGCCUUUGACUGCUUUAUAUGUAGCUGGUUUAAUUGUUGAAGCUGGUUUUCCACCAGGAGUCGUAAAUAUUGUUCCCGGAUAUGGGCAGACAGCCGGUGCAGCUUUGACAUGUCAUUUACAUGUCAAUAAAGUUUCAUUUACAGGUUCUGUUCAGGUUGGAAGAAAGAUUCAGCAAGCAUCAGGACUGACUAACUUAAAGAGAGUGACUUUAGAACUGGGUGGUAAAAGCCCACUAGUGAUUUUUUCUGAUGCUGAUUUAAAUCUAGCUGUGGAAUUGGCCCAUCAAUCGACAUUUCUCAACCAAGGACAAAUUUGUUGUGCAGCAACUCGGAUAUUUGUUCAGGAAGGCGUAUACGAGGAAUUUGUUAAGAAAAGUCGAGAAAGAGCUUUAAAUAAAGUUGUUGGAGAUCCUUUCGAUGAAAAAAGCGAACAGGGCCCUCAAAUUGAUGAACGACAGUUCAAUAAAAUUUUGGACCUUAUUGAAUCGGGAAAGAAGGAAGGAGCAAAAUUAGAAUGUGGCGGUACAAGAUUCGGUAAUAUAGGCUAUUAUAUAAAACCAACCGUAUUUUCUAAUGUACAAGAUCAUAUGAAAAUUGCUCGAGAAGAAAUUUUCGGACCAGUACAGCAAUUAAUGAAGUUCAAAACUCUAGAAGAAGUCAUUGAAAGAGCUAACAAUACAGAAUAUGGCCUUGUAGCGGGAGUCAUAACUAAAGAUAUUAAUACUGCAAUGAUGUUUAUGCAAGGAGUAAAAGCAGGAACAGUUUGGAUAAACUGCUUCCUUGAAUUGCCUGCUCAAUGUCCUUUUGGAGGUUACAAAAUGUCAGGAAUAGGAAGAGAAAGAGGAAUAGACGCAAUGCAUGCAUUUGCAGAAAUAAAGACUGUAACAAUGAAAAUACCGCAAGCAAAUUCAUAACAUCUUCAAUUUAAUAUGUACGUUUGUACAAUAAUAAAUUUUGGAAUAUACAGUAUAUGAAUUUAAUCAAUUUAUUACUAAUUGUAGAUUAAAGUAGUCUAUACACUUUAAAAUAGUAAGUGUUAGUGAUUUAAUUUAAAUGUACCUGUUUUUAUGAAAUUACUUUUACACAAUA
Messenger RNA from Centruroides sculpturatus (bark scorpion), 1702 nucleotides. RefSeq names its product retinal dehydrogenase 2-like. Lineage: Eukaryota; Metazoa; Arthropoda; Arachnida; Scorpiones; Buthidae. The coding region runs from base 52 to 1527 and encodes 491 amino acids. The record is from RefSeq and is a predicted model, not a curated record. Gene Ontology annotation, molecular function: aldehyde dehydrogenase (NAD+) activity. The transcript has 12 exons.